AUGGAUGAGGCUUCAGUGGGCACUGCCCCAACAGCCAAAGACGAGGACACCGCCGCCGAAGCCAAGGCAUCGGCAGUUGCUCCCACAGCGAUGGAGGCAUCGGCGACGGGUGUUCCCACAACCGUUGACGAGGCCUCUGCAACUGCCGCACCCACCAUGAUGGACAAGACUCAGAUGGGUGCGACAGCAGCUUCACAAGGCCAACAACAGCCACUGCCAAAGACCGCAGAUGACAUGGAAGUAGACCCUGAGCGAGUCACAGAGGAACGCCGGCGAACGUGCAGUUUGUCACAAGGUGGGAAAACACAGCCCAUGAAGCUGUCCCAAGAUGACUUGGAGUUGGAGCUGGAACGGCUCAUAGAUGCAGAGAUGCCUAGCGCCGAGACGGGAGCAUCGCAAGGUGGGCAGGUGAAGGUGAAGCCGUCCCAGGAUGACUUGGAGCGUGACCUGGAACGGCUCAUGGAGGCAGAGAUGCCUAGCGCCGAGACGGGGGCAUCGCAAGGUGGUCAGGAGAAGGUGAAGCCGUCCCAGGAUGACUUGGAGCGUGACCUGGAACGGCUCAUGGAGGCAGAGGUCUCCGGAAGUCCGACAGAAGAAGGGCCGUCUCAAGGCGGAUCAGACAAGUCGGUGAAGCCAUCCUUGGAUGACUUGGAGUUGGAUCUUGAGCGCCUCAUGGACGAAGCGUCCGCUGCGUCGCGAGCAGGAGCGUAA
Symbiodinium natans is the source of this 711-nucleotide messenger RNA. The record is from the annotation of a GenBank genome assembly. NCBI's taxonomy places the organism in Eukaryota, Dinophyceae, Suessiales, Symbiodiniaceae.